AAUGCACUGUAAGCCUGACAUGCUUUGUAAAUAUAAUCCUGUAAAUGUGCUUCAUAUAAAAUAGGACCUCUGAAUUACCAAACUUAAGGAAGAUUGUUGGGCAAAAGUACUUACGAGACGACCUUUAAUCAAGCUUGAAUGCAGGUCGAUUUGUAACAUGAAUAUUUUGUGAUUAGAUGAAAUUUUAAGGUUAAGUUUGGAGGCAUAUGUGGACUUUUAACUGUCAUUUAUGUUAAAAGUAAAAGAAAAUGAAACAUUACGAAUGGUCAAGUUUAGCAUUGUUACGUGGGAUCAUGUUUGGAUCAGCUUGACAUAGAGAUAGUAAAGUGUGGAAUGACGUUGCUACAGAGGCAGAAUGAGCCACACCGAAAGUUUUAUAGAAUCUAUAACGAGUAUUUAUGGUGGAUUUACUGAAAUGUUGACAUCCAUUAAGGCAGUGUUAACAACUGUUUUAGAGGUGAACCAUAAUGCCAUGUCUGUCGUGCUACGAUUUUGCGCGAACUUUGCGAGUGCGGUAUGGGCCGUGUUGCAUUUUAUUUGCGUAAUUGUGUACACGUUACUGGUGUGUGUCGUUGACUUUUUACAGGAAUUGGUGAACUUUAUCACUGCUUUCUUGUAUUUGCUAUGGAAAAUUUUGGUUUUAGUGUACAGUUUAUUAGAUCUACUGUUACAUGGGCUAGAAUGCGUAUUUCAUUUCCUUUGGACAGGCGGAAAAUGGACAGCCAAUACAAUCAAGCUUUCUGGACAGAACCUUUCAGACAACGGAUUGAGCACGUGGAAAUAUUUUGUGGUUUCGUUAAAAGAAUUGAGUAACUCUUUGUUAGGAGGAUUCUUAAUAAUUGGAGACUUUACUAAAGUGUUUUGUUUAUUUGUAUAUGAUUCUCUGUGUUUAAUUUACGAAUAUGUUUAUGAGUUUAUUUUGUACACUGAUUUUUAUGUGCGCUACUUCUGUAGGCGCUGUUUUGAGGCAAGUUAUGAUUUAAUUACGGAGUACAUUCUUAAUAUGCGUAAAGAGGCGUACCUUGGAUUAAUUAUAACUAUUCUUUUGUUCAUAAUCAUAAAAAAUAUUGUACACCUUAUGUGUUCUGAAGGUUUCACAUUCCCCGUUACCGGUUGGUUUAGUGGGAGCAUAUCGGACGAAUAUGAUUCAGACUUUGGUGAAUUCGAGGGUGAUCGAGGUGAAUUCUCUGAUGACGAGGAAGGACUGAAUUACACGAGGACAACCUACAAUGACGCAGAUAAUAACGAUGAGUACAGCGUUAAUUCAGAUAUAAGCGAUGACUCUGAUGAUGACAAUGAUGAUAGUUCCGACACUGAUGACGAGUUGGAAGUUGAUUCUGAUUCUGACAACGAGAGUAACGCGGCUAGCGAAAGUGAAAUGAGUGAAAUAAACAUUGAACUACCGCAACCGGAUGGUACUUUUGGCAGACGGUCGACAACGCCGUCAAGAUUUUCAAAAGAAAUGUCUCCAGACGACUUGAAAAAAAUUGUCGAUGAUGAAAAAGAGAGACGUAUGUGUGUAGUUUGUCAAGACAGGAGUAAGUCUGUAUUAAUUUUACCGUGUAGACACAUGUGUUUAUGUGUAGAUUGUGGCAAUCAUAUUGCGAGGUCAAGGUCAAGGGAGAGGCGAAAAUGCCCGCUGUGCCGAAGUAAAAUAAAUACAAUUAUGAAUGUCUACGUGUAGACAUGGGCAAAUGGUAAUAUACUUAAAGUAACUGUUUUACGUGAAAUUAUUGGAAAUAAUUAUUUAAGUGUCAUUGAUUGUCAGCAUUAUGAUGGCCAAUGUAUAUAUAAAAAUCACUGUAGAAAUAUUACAUGAUCAUAGGUGUAAUUAGGUUCAUAUGUACUGGUCAGUCAUUUGUUACAACUUACUCUUGCCUGGUUACUUUAGCUUUUGUACCAGCAGAGCCCUUGUAAAAUAUCUGCCCUGUAUUAUGGGGGAGUGGGGGGAUCUGUAGCUGAAAUCUUGAUAAUUUCCACCACAAUAUAGGCUAGGUACCAUCAUCAACAUGUAUUUCCUUGUCUAUAUAAUGGAAUUUAUAGUGGCUAAAUAAAACAGUAGGUAAUGCAAAGACUGGUGAAAGAUAAAAGCAUUUCACCUUCAAUAAUCCUCUCCCCUUUGCUACAGACAACUGGUGUUAUAAAUGACUCAAUGUACUCAUGUACUUCAAAUAUUAAUUAUAUAUUAUAUAGACAGACGCACCAUUUGUAUAAAAAAAACAAAGCAUUAUACUGUGAUUUAUAAUUUUGUAUUUGAAUAAUGAGAAGCUCUUUACAUGUACCUGUUUCAUUUGCCUAGAUUUGAAUUUAGAGAAAUCCAUUCAAUGUCCAAGUGAUUUCAAUAAUAUAAAUAAUUGAGCUACCAUCGGUAUUAUGAGCCUGGUCAAAACUAGAGCUGUCAUCGAUCGUAAUGAUAUUGAUGAUAUAUUUCUGUUGAUCACAUUUUAAAGAAUUGAUAAUUUUGACUUGAUUAAAUGUCUAGAAAAAAUGAUAAUUCACCCAAAACAUAAUGCAAAAACAUAUUUCAUAGCAGUAAUGAAAAAAAUAAUAGUCAGCAAAAAUCAUGCAAUGGGCUUUUAUAAUCAAGACACGUGUAUGAAAAGAACGUUUAACUGGAAGCUUUUGAUCAGGUAUGAAAAAGAAGUACAGACAAGUUAAAGUAAUUAAUACUUGAAGUAUGUAAUUAUCAAUACAUACUUUUAAUAUUAUGAUAU
This is a messenger RNA of Ruditapes philippinarum (Manila clam), 2714 nucleotides long. RefSeq lists its product as uncharacterized. NCBI's taxonomy places the organism in Eukaryota, Metazoa, Mollusca, Bivalvia, Venerida, Veneridae. Gene Ontology annotation, molecular function: ubiquitin protein ligase activity. The transcript has a single exon. Bases 356 to 1684 code for a protein of 442 amino acids. The record is from RefSeq and is a predicted model, not a curated record. Gene Ontology annotation, biological process: ubiquitin-dependent protein catabolic process; protein ubiquitination.